Messenger RNA from Chiloscyllium plagiosum (whitespotted bambooshark), 6703 nucleotides. Lineage: Eukaryota; Metazoa; Chordata; Chondrichthyes; Orectolobiformes; Hemiscylliidae. The record is from RefSeq and is a predicted model, not a curated record.
UUUAUGUGGUUGAAAUAUGAAUGGGAAACACUGGCCAAGAGAGAAACUAAUGAUCAAGUGAACAUUUUGUUGCAUGUUUAGGCAGCAAGUCCACCAAUCUUCUGUAUUGGCGUGUGAUGUCGUUUAGAUCUUUUGCUCUUGCUUUUAAAAUGAUUAGUCUGAGGGAAGUUGGGAGUAGAUAUUCAGUAUGGAAUUCUUUAGUGCUGUUUUGUUCAUCAGCUUUGGAGAGUUCCCAAUGGCACAAUAAUAGCAACUGUGGAGGUCAGGCAAUUUUUUGCAAAAACGGAUAAAGAUGCUGGGAUUGACCAGGUUGGGAUAGAGUGGCGUAUAAUACUUAACCUGUUAUAAAAAUGACAUACAGAGCCAUCGCUGAUCUCCUGAAGUCGCUCUUGUUUUUGUGCUUCUGUUUGUGGUAUAUCAACAAUUAAUGUAUCCAGGGAUCUAUUGAACACUAUAAACAAUUUAAACAAAACAAACACCACAAUUCAAGGAAGUGCCCUGUGAGUAUGUAACAGUGAUAUUUACCCAUACAGUUACCUCAUCUUAAAGUUGGCUAGUUUACUGCUUAGAAGUCUAUGUUCAGACUAACCAUUUUAAAAGCAGGAGCAAAAGAUCUAAACGACAUCACACAUCAAUUAUCUUUCUGGUUUUCUUUAUUCAUUUUAUUGCCAUUACUGUGGCUAUUUGAUUUCACGUGACAGUCAAAAAUGGAAGAAAUAUAGGAUCGAAAGUAGCACAGCAUGGUAUAUUUUCACAGCCCACUGAGGAGAAUUGUCCCUGCAUCCAUUAUGUUGCACAGUGCUUGAUCUACAACCAGAGGGUCUUUCUUCACACACUUAAUUUUUCAUUUCUAGGGUUACUGUGCUCAAUGUGAGUUAGAGUAUAUCUGGAGUUUCCAUGCCUUUUCUGGUCUGUUCCUGUUUUUCCAAGACAGAAGUAGAGUCAAUUGAUGCUGGAAGCCAGAGCAAUGAAGUUGCCAGACUUUCAAAGAGCCCUUUGCAAGAUUCUAACAUGAUAUAUUCCAACUGUGCCAGUCACUAUGAGCUUCAGUCUGAACUAGGCAAGAGUUUUAGUAAUUUAACCACAGUGAAUCUGGCUAAACACAUCCCAUCAGGUAAAAUGGUGGUUGUGAAACGCACUAAUAUGGACACCUGUUCUGAAGAUAAUCUAGUCUCCCUGCAGAAUGAGCUUCUUCUCUGGCACUUACUCCGGCACCCAAACAUUCUGCCACACAGAGCCGUUUUCACACAGGGCUGCGAGUUAUGGGUCAUUAUGGCAUUCACAGCUUACGGUUCAGCGAGCAGUCUCCUAAAGAUGUAUUUUACUGAAGGCAUGAGUGAAAGUCUCAUUGCGCAUAUUUUUCAUGGAGUUUUGAAGGCACUGGAUUAUAUUCAUCGAAUGGGAUGCAUUCACAGAUGUGUUAGACCCAACCACAUGCUAAUAUCUGGGGAGGGUCACAUUUAUCUCACUGGUCUGCAUGGUCUCUGCAAUAUGAUCACAGAUGGACAAAGGUUAAAGGUUGUGUACGACUUCCCAGAGUUCAGUGCUUCUGUAUUACCUUGGCUGAGCCCUGAGGUUCUCCAGCAGGACUUGCAUGGAUAUGAUGCAAAGUCUGACAUCUACAGCCUUGGUAUCACAGCGUGUGAGUUAGCUAGAGGCCAAGUUCCCUUUCAAGAUAUGCUGCCCACACAGAUGCUUCUUCAGAAACUGAAGGGCUCAUUGUGUCUAGUGGACCUCAGUUUUCCUCCAGAGGAUGUAAUGAUGAAAAAUUAUCGCUGUGGAGUGGAUUCUGGAAUUGGGGAGAGUGUUGCACCCUGCAGCAGGCUAAGGACAAGCGCAAAGGAAGGAUCUCGGAGUUCAAUGAAGAAAACAUUCUCCUCAGCCUUUCACAGCUUUGUGGAGCUCUGCCUACAGAGAGAGCCUGGAAAUCGGCCAUCAGCAAGUAUGUUGUUGACCCACCCCUUUUUUAGACAGGUUAAGAAACAGACCAGGAAGACGCUGAUUAGUUUGCUUCAACCAGCAGUGCCACUGUCUGGUUCUCCGGCCAAAGAAGUGCCACAGUCGCAGGUGGAUGAUUCAGUCAGUCCCUUACAAGAGCUAGAUGGUGGCUGGGAAUUUUGAAUUUUCUUGUUAUCUUCCAACUUUUCUCCCUGUUCAUACAUAUGAAAAAAGCAAAAUGGGCUUGAAUUGGAGACAACUUAAGCCAGUUGCCCAUUAAGGUGACUGAAAGUGUGGAAAAUUAUCUUGUAUUAAAUUCGGUAUUUGUCAUUACUACCCAUGUAUGUAACUUUGUACAUUGUACAAAAUGUUCUUGAUCUCCUUCUCUUCUGUAAAUAGACUAUACAUUUACACAGCUUAAUCCAAAUUGAUCCUUCAAUCAGAUUGGAUUUAUUUUCUAGUUCAAUGUUAGAUUAUUGCCUUGAAACUGGCUGCAUGUAAAAGUGCAUAAAUAUAUUUUUGAACAUAUCUUUGUAUUUUCUUUACAGGUUUAACGGUAAAGUUAAGGCUGAAUGUGUUAGAGAGCAUGCUGAUUUGAUGCUUUAGUGAGCUCUCUAUGCCCUAGACGAUUAAAUACAGAUUUGAAUUUGCAGUUUCCGGUUGGGUUUCUAAUUUUCUUGGAAUUUAGUAUUAGGCUGAGAUGGGCACUAAGCACAGCAAGAAAAACACUGAGCAGAAGUUGAGAGAGAGGAGUGCAAAUGAAGGUUACACUGAAGCAUUCUCAUCUAUUUGCUUAGGUGAGGACCUUUUCUCCUAAGUUAGUGGAAGAAGAGGUUUACAAAGUGUUAGUACUUUGUGCUUCUGUUGUUUGAAAUGGGACCCAAACUUUAAAGACGUGUACAUUGUGUUUACACUAUAUUUUGCAUUGUUUAACAAGAGUGUACACAGUGCCUUCAAUCUGUCCUUAAUGUGAGAUGUAAAUUACUGUAAAACCUGGCUAUUAUUGGAUAUUGUGUGGAAGGAUGAGAAUUUCAAUUGGUCCUGAAAUUUGGUUUUGGGUUCAAACCCUCCCUUUUAACACAAACCUGAAAUUAAUGCGGAUUUUUUUUUUCAGGUUAAUACCACUAGCUGAUUUUUCCAGUGGAACCCAUCUUCAUGAGCAAAGUACUUUAUUUAAAAAUAAGGUAUUUAACCAGUUCAACCCAGUUGAUUCGUAGUAAUGACUAGAUUGUUUGAUUGGGGGUGGAAGGGUUUUGUUUGCAGGACCUAUACUGAUGCUACACCUGAUUAGUAAGAUAUGUUGUACAGAUGAGGAUGAAAAGGGCAGUUGCAAAUAACCAUAAGGCAGACAAGAAUUUAGUUGAGGAAGUGAGGCCAUUCACAUUGGGUUUGAGAAAGUCACCAGAAUAUUUUUGGAAUUGGGCAUAUUACAUGUGGAGGAGGAAGGGAAUUUCGGUGUCCAUUUUCACAUAACUAAAAAUUAAUUGGAAGGUAAAAGAGCACUAAUGGAAUGUUAGUCUUUUUCACAAGGGUUGGAAUUCAAAAGUGAGGCUUCACUUGAAUAAAACUUGAAGUCUCAUCUGCUGUACUUUUGAGAUUUGGGCAUUUGUCAUAACCUCAGGAAAGAUAUAAAAUUGGCUUUAGAACUAGUUCAAUGCAGAAUCACCAGAAAGAUCUAGGGCUAAAAGAGGAAAUUGGGGUUAAAUUGCAUAAACCUAUAUGUAACCUGUUCAGUUUAAAUGGUUGAAGUUUGAACUAAUGGGUGUGUAAUCAUAACCUAAUGGGGCUAACUUUAAGUGUGGCCUGAAGUGUCUCUGUUGUUUAACACCAGUAAAAUAGCCUUUCCGCUAUCAGUUGUCAAAGGAGCAGGAAUUAUUCACAUUUUAUAUUUUACCAAAGUAAAAUAAGUUCCUGAUUGUUUAACUUUAUGUAUAACUGAACUGUCUUACCGAUAAAUAGUUCAGUCAUUUCCUUUUGAAGUUUGCAGAUGGGUUCACCUUUAGUAUAGUACUUCUAAAAGAUUUUUUAUUUUCUCUUUUUGUGAAAUCAGGGUCUUCCAAGUAUCUUGGUAUCCUAGUUAAAUGCUGAAUUUCGUUCGGAGAAUAAAUGUUUUUCUAUCUUUUUUGAGGUUACUAUUGACGUUUUUAAACAGAUUGCUAACAAAAAACUUACUGGUCUCAAAUGUAAUCUUAUUCUCUGUCCAGUAAAGAAUAUUUAGCAUCUCAGAUAAACACUCAGCUAGAGUAGGCCAUUAAUAUUUGAAGCCUACUCUGCCACUUAGUAAGAUCGUGGCUGAUCUGAUUAUUGUGUCCAUUCCAUCCUCCUAUCUGCAUCCCCUCAGAACCUUGACUGCGAUGCCUAUCGAAAAUGUAUUUCUGUCAGAUUCAAGUAAAUUCAGUGACCAGAGUCUAGAGCUUUCUAAAGACAAAUCUACAGUCCAGUGACCCUCUGAGUUAAAACAUUUCUGCUGAUAUCCAUAUUAAAUGUGAGACUUCUUGCUGUUAAACAGUGUUGGUGGUAGUUCUUGUAAGUACCAUGGAGUGAACAUUCCACUUUGGUUCAGAUUGCAGUCAAAAUUGGACUAAUUUUUGAAAAAGAAUAUACAAUGCAAAUUUCUGGUCAAGCUCAUGUGCAUGUUGUACACGAACUAAUGCAACCAGGCAGUAUAUUAUAGUAUUAAAGUUUAUUUAUCUUACACUCAUUAAAAUAUGUUCCCCAAUUAUAUUUAAGAGCGGUGCUGUCCAACUGGAGAGCCAUGUUUCAAUUUUUUGUCUUAUUCAGGAGGGCUGGUCAGCAAAUUUCAGACAGAUAAGAUUUGGCAUAGCAGUAAAUGUGACAUUUGAAGAAAAUGUCUAAAGCAAUGCAUUAAUAAUUUUAAUAACUGAAUAAAUAACAAAAUUGGCCAUUGGAAAGUAUUAGGCAGCAGAGGUAACUAAUAAAAUUCUUUUUGCCACUCUGAUUAAGAAACAGAGCUGAAGAGAAACAUAAGCUCUACCUCAAGCAUAUAUUCCCACUCACUCCUAUCUACACAUGCUUGUAUGCGCACAUUCCCUUCUGUGCGCACACACACACUCUCCUGCACGUGCUUUCAUACACUCAGUCAUGCCGUUUCCCACACAACACACUCACUCCCUCUUUUUUGCACAAGCAUGCACAGUUUCACUCCUUCACUUUCUACACACACUGUUGCUCUCCUAUACACACUUUGUGGACUUUUGAGAUGUGUUGACUGCAGUGCUUUGGGAGCAGUGAAGGGGUGAAUGUCAUCUUUCCUGUCCCACUCAGUACUCCCAGACUCAUCCCCCCCACCUGUCCAGCAGGUGUUCUGUCCCUUGUCUAUCCUCCUCAUGAUGGGGUCAUCACUUCCCCAAACAGUUGCGUGCACCUGACCUUUGUAUUUAUGCUGCUGCAAGUUGUUUUAAACUUUCUUUUACUUCAUUUCUGCCACAAAAUCUUAAUGAAUAUGAGCUGGCUUGUUGCCCCGAGGCCUCUUCAAAUUUACCAGUUGUGGUAGAAAGUGGAUAAGCCAUUUUACUGUCACAGGACAGUUGGUUCUGCACAAUAUAUAUUUUUUCCUUCCAACCAGCAAACUGGAAAAACAAAAAAAAAUCAGAAAUCUUGAAAUGAGAAAGACUGUUCACCCACCAUUGCUGCUGCUCCAACACCAUCACAUCCACAGUCCAGGACAGACCACCUUGAGGGUGGUCACCCUCAAAGAUAUUUACAUCCCUACCUCUAAUCAAACAGACACAUCUAUGACAGAGCUGAAAGCUUUCAUCAAUAGCACCUUCCACAACCACCAUGUAUCUCAAAAUGCUUACUUGUCUCAUUUUCCAAGUGUAGUCAGUAUAGGAAUAAGUACUGUAAUCUUCAAUCAUUAGGAAACAACCUAACAUUUGGAGUAUUCUCGAAUAUCAGUAAAACAUCAAAGGCAUUUGAACAACUUUAAUAUGCAGCAACACUGUGUUGCUAAGUAUUUGUAAUAGGGUUAAGCUAUAACAACUAAAAUAGUAGGCUUCCAGUAGAUAAAGAGUUCUAGAUAAUAGCUUGUGAUAUUUAGGGCAUACAUGCUUAAGACGGACCAGAUAAACAGGGUGUCACAGAGGUUCUUGUGAGUAGGAUGUAUUCUACAUUUUACUGCCAAAUAUAAUUUUAUUUGUCACGCACCUGGUGAUAUGUAGUGAAAGGAAACAAAUUUUGAAAAGCAGAUAAAACACACAAAUGUUUUAUUUGUUUACAAGACUGUUUUCAACUUAAGAGCAAUCUGACUUCGUCUUGAAUAUCUUGCAUUUACAACUUUUAAGUUCUGUGUACGCCAUAAAUUUGUAGAUAAAGGGACAAAUCCUUCACACAAGCCUGAAGGAAUUUAUAUUUAACACUGAUACUCAAUGAAGGCCUAUUUACUGGAAUGAUUCAAUAUAACAUAUUUCAGUUGUUAACUUUGUGUCCAAUGGGCCCCUUCUGUUGGAGAUAUGUAAACCUAAUUGUCGACUAUGUUUUAUAUUUCAAAACUGUUAAAUUGAAAAGUAAAUUUAAGCUUUGCUCAUUUUAUUCUGCAAACGAAAGUGCCUUAAAAUUUUGCUAUGAUUUAAUGUGAUAGCUUAUGGAAAGUUGCACUUUAAAAAGGAAACUUAUUCCAGGAUCAACACAAGUAAUGCUGAAGUUUGUAUCUUGCUGUGGACCACUUCUUUUUCUUGUAUAAAUGUAUUACUGUAAGCACAAUAUAUAACUUGUAUAAAUGCAAUAAAACAACUUGUGGAAUGUG